AUGACUGGACUGUUCCAUAAGUUGGAAUAUACGUACUCCACCACUGGCGAUAAAAUACAAAACCAAUUCUCGAUUGAUCCAAAGUCUUUUUGGCAAUAUGUUAAGGAUCAUACACGACCAUUAAAAAGGGAAUGUAUUGUAAAAGAUGGAAUAAAUUUAACGGAGAAGGAGAGUGCUAACGAAUUUGCCCAGUUCUUCAAAAGUGUUUACAGUACCGAGACGCCACAACUUGAUGUGAAUGCGGCAGCAGCAUAUGGGACGAGCAGCGCCCGUGUUCGCUUAGAUGAUUUCACCUUGCGGGAAGUAGACACUUUCCUUUUCAUAUAUAAUGUAUUCUCUUGUGUAAUAUCUGCGAUAAAUGGUAUAACAUCUACAGCAUCAAAAAUGAAGAUGCAGGCGCGAGCUUCGCUGAUGGCGCUGGCCGCGCUGGUAGCGUUGGUAGCUAGAGUCAACCUCAAUUAUGAUAAUCUUCAACGGCAUGUACUUCAGAGGUUCGUGGAAGAAGCCGUUUGA
This is a messenger RNA of Pieris macdunnoughi, 513 nucleotides long. The record is from the annotation of a GenBank genome assembly. Lineage: Eukaryota; Metazoa; Arthropoda; Insecta; Lepidoptera; Pieridae.